AUGGAUCCGCUCUCGAUAUGUGCAUCAGCAGUUGCGCUGAUUGGGGCUUCAAAAUCCGUCACAAAAGCGCUUUAUAGCUUCACGCAAUAUGCCACCCACGCCGAGGCCCAUGUAGCGUUACUCUGCUCCGAAAUGACCACUUUGGCAAAAUAUCUCUCGUCGAUAAGCAAGACGCUAAAGAGCUGCCGUCGCAAUAAGAGGGCUCUUGCUCUUGUCGAUGCCGAAUUGUGGCGCCAGAGUGACCUGGCACUCCAAGACUGUGAAGCGACAUUGAAUGAGUUGUCCACCUUUGUCGCAAAGCUCACAACAUCCAAUAAGACGCCUUUUUGGCGCGCCAGGGUCGCUUUUGACAUGAGCAUCUACGCUCGUAAGCUCAAUGAGUUUCGUGUUAGGCUCAAGCGGUCCAAUUGUGCGUUGCAGACGGUUCUGCAGACAAUCACCGUGUCGCUUUCGGUCCAGAACAACGCUUCGCAGGACCUCAUCUUGUAUGAACUAAACGAACUCAAGCAGUGCAUUGAGGAUGCCGUCUGGAUCGCAAAGCGGUCGCCGGUCAGCCCUCAAUCCAGCUUGACAGCGCUGUCAGAAUCAAUGGCUACCAAAAACCUACACAGCCUCGUAAAAGCGGCGGAAAACUUUCAUUCUAGCGCGACAAGCACUGUCGGAAGCUCAAUUGGAGGCUCCAUCGCCGGUUGGCCAACCCCGGCCAUCGAGACAGGUUCAAUUGCUGGGUUGACGCCAUACAAGACAGAACGUGUGCAUGAGUACAUACAAAACAUCAGCCAGGAAUCAAAUCCAUUUGCUGCCACUAUGACGGAAGUAAGAUCUUUCGAAGCCACCGAUUUUCCCGAAUAUACCAUCGCAGACGGGUCUGCUGAGCUGCCAAAAAAUCUGUUCACGCCCAUAAAAUCGGCUCUCGAUGCGGAUUUUGAACUAUGUUUGCACGAGGUACUCGAAGACUUUGCCAUAGAAAAGAUGAAGCUCAGAGAUUUCGAGAAUGCAGCUGCAUAUCUAAAAAAGGCCUUGUCUGGUAAGAUGGGGCCAGUCGCUGAGACCAAAGAUCGAGUGCGGCUACAGAUUCGCCUUGGGAUAUGCUACGUUUUGCAACGCAAAAUACCCGAGGCAUGGAUAGUCAUAUCCAAACUGGAAAGGAAUGACGGACUUGAGAAUAUCGAGGUCCUUCACCUGAUGCAUGCUCUAGCCAUGGUCCAUUUUGCCAUGUCUGAAUUCGCAGAGGCAAAGAAUCUUUGCGAAAGAAUCCUCAAGGCCAAGAUGAAAUUUUUCGGCAAGUCGCAUCCGGAAACUUUGAUAUCAUUAGGCUUUUCGCGAUAUCUAUAUGAUCAGUUGGACCAGCCGAUAGAAAUGGAAGCCACCCGUCGCCUGAUGCCCCACGACUACGUGUACAAGCACCCGGAGAGCGAAUUUGACUUUUUGGCACAGCAUGCCGUGUUUAUGCCCGUGAUAGCGUUGGAGCCGCAGCCGGGGCCAGUCGAGCUACCUUGUACAUAUGUCGCCGAGAAUUCUCAGGACGCACAGACGGCACAGACGCAGUACGUGCCGAAUCACCACCUCAAGAGAGCCCUGACGCGGUACGAAACUCAGCAGUCGAAUACAAUGAAGGUGUUCUUGUCCGCCACUGUGACUCAUCCAGAUGAAGAAGAGUUUUGUCCCGGUCCCGGAAUAAGCGCCUCCAGAAACGGACGGAGCCGGAUGAUAUCCCGCAGUAUGACUACGAUGCGCCGACACUUGAGUACCUGGAGGUCCUCUAAGCUUGCGACGGUACGCGAGGGGCAAGCUUCAACGGAAAAUCCGAGUAUUCAAAGAUGCGGAACGGUAUUGCACAAGGCACCAUCAGGAAGCCAGAUGGAGUCCGCCAGGUCCACAGGACUGAUCAGGGCAAAGAGACUUCUCAGCAUACUCAAGAAAGAGAGGCCAAUCGUCACCGCGCCCACCGAGGAGACCUUUCAAGUAUUUGAGCUAGAUGCGACAUGUGUUCCCAGAAAACACAUUGUCGAAGGGCUAGAAGACACAGGCGAAGCCCAGAAUUCCUUUGCAGAUCAAGGGGUCCAGGCCUCGCUGUCUGACGUACUGCCCUCUGAACCACUGCGAGUGAGCGUGCCACCAUUGGACAUGUCGUUGGUUACGAUACCUGAAUUACCAGAGCUCGAUUCGGGCUACGGUUAUGAUCUGGAAAAUCCGCCGAUGAUCGUCAUCGAAGACUCGAGCAACUCUUCCGACGGCAGCAUUAGCAGAGGAUCAAGCAAUCGCAGUACCGUUUCCGGCAGCAGCUACAGCACAAACACAACAGUUUCAGAAGCAUCUCCAGCAUCUCCCGUCGAUUGCGGAGGCAUUGACAACUUUUCCAUCAUUUCGUAG
Molecule: messenger RNA, 2373 nt
Organism: Beauveria bassiana ARSEF 2860
Lineage: Eukaryota; Fungi; Ascomycota; Sordariomycetes; Hypocreales; Cordycipitaceae
Exons: 4
Coding region: 1-2373 (790 amino acids)
Molecular function (GO): protein binding
Source: RefSeq, a predicted model, not a curated record